GUGGGACGAACAACAACACUAGCUCAGCAAUUGGAAAAUAACAAAAACAGACGCAAAACAAAAAAUGUUUUGAGCAACUAUUAUAGUGUCAUAAUAUUAACAAAAUUUACAGUACAGCUGCAAUGUGUGUUUAAUUUCGGACCAAUGGACAAAAUGGAUUUAUACGCCAUUCUUGGCGUCACCAAAGAUGCGCCUUCGGAGGAAAUAAAAAAAAAUUAUCGCAAAUUGGCCAAAGAGUUUCAUCCGGAUAAGAAUCCAGAGUCGGGUGAGAAGUUUAAGGAAAUCUCCUUUGCAUACGAAGUGCUUUCCGAUCCGGAGAAGCGCCGCAUCUACGACCGCUAUGGCAUUAAGGGACUGCAAGAGGGUGCUGAGGGUCACUCUGAUGCCUCGGACUUUUUUGCCCAAUGGUUUCCAUUUGGCGGGGCUCCAACGGCCGAACGCACUCGUCGCGAUGGACGCAUUCUGGUGAAACUAGAGCUAACGCUGGAAGAGAUCUAUGUGGGCAGCAAGCAGGAGAAACAGGUGCAGUACAAGCGGCAAAAGCUGUGCGACAAGUGCAAUGGCGACGGCGGCCCAAAGGAGGCGCGUCAAGAAUGCGAAUCCUGCGGUGGCGCUGGACAUACAGCCGCCUUCACAUUUAUGGGUUUGAGUGCCUUCGAUGCGGUGUGUCCCACUUGCGAUGGCAGGGGAUUCACUAUCAAGGAGAAGCUACGCUGCAAGCUGUGCACAGGCAGCGGCUUCGUGGAGCAGCCCAUGCAUCGCAAAGUGGACAUUGAGCCCGGGGUGCCGCACAUGUUGAAGCUGCCCUUUGCCAACGAGGGACAUCAGCUGCGCAGCGGACAAUUUGGUGAUCUCUAUGUGGUCAUUGUGCAGGCGGAGCACACAUUAUUUCAACGCCGCCAUGCGAAUCUCUAUAUGCGCGACUUGGAGAUCAAUUUAACCGAAGCUCUGUGUGGCUACACGCAUUGCUUUAAGCAUCUGGAUGGACGUAAUGUGUGCAUGACAACGCAACCAGGUGAAGUGUUGCGUCACAAUCAUAUCAAGAUGAUGCGCAAUGGCGGCAUGCCAGUGUUCCAGCAGCCCACAGAUCAUGGCGAUCUCUAUGUGCAGUUCAAGGUACAGAUGCCGCCCAAUGAUUUUGCCACCCAACCGCAGUUGGCCAUGCUCGAGGAUUUGCUGCCCGCACGGGAACGCAUCGCUGUUCCAGCUGGCGCCGAAGAGGUCAACAUGACCGACUACAAGCCACAGGCGCGUCAGGCACGCCAUGCGGAAACCGACGACGAUGAUGACUAUCACGGUCAGUCACCGCACUUUGAAAGUGUCCAAUGCCAGACGACUUAGUUGUGGGCUUCGGCAUAUCCAUGGCUAUUGCAGUCCCAAUAUCUGCUCAUCGAUAGCUGGCGUUUACUGCCCCGACUGGGCGUGGAUGAGCUGUGCUUCUUGGUGCCGCUGGUCGUCUUGCUAUGCAUAGUAUUAUUUUUCAUACAGGAAUGUUUGCUGUGAACACACACACACAUCACAGCGAGUGAUGCAAAAUUUUACUUCUUUUAGGCCCCUUACCUUACCUUACCCCCAAAAACGAGAAAUUAGCUUAGCUAAACUGCAAUAUAUGAUUGUCAUACAAGUGUUAUUAUUAAA
Molecule: messenger RNA, 1638 nt
Organism: Drosophila sulfurigaster albostrigata
Lineage: Eukaryota; Metazoa; Arthropoda; Insecta; Diptera; Drosophilidae
Gene: DnaJ-H
Product: dnaJ homolog subfamily A member 1
Exons: 3
Coding region: 145-1341 (398 amino acids)
Biological process (GO): protein refolding
Cellular component (GO): cytosol; cytoplasm
Molecular function (GO): Hsp70 protein binding
Source: RefSeq, a predicted model, not a curated record